Molecule: messenger RNA, 1911 nt
Organism: Daphnia magna
Lineage: Eukaryota; Metazoa; Arthropoda; Branchiopoda; Diplostraca; Daphniidae
Product: rhythmically expressed gene 5 protein
Exons: 5
Coding region: 755-1435 (226 amino acids)
Source: RefSeq, a predicted model, not a curated record
UUAGUGCAGCUUCCAAUUUGCUGGCCAUUAUAAAUCCAAAAUGGCUUCUGUCUGCCCCCAGACAAUUCCACGCUGGCAAUCAGUCCAAGUUGUUUUCUUAAACGGAAAAAAAUCGUGAGGACCGUUGGCCACCAGGCCACAGUCGGCGUGAAACGUCUGCCACCCGAUGAAUUUGGCGCCAGAAUUUCAAAGAUUUACGUUGCAGCGGAUUGUUGUGCGGAAUUCCAGCGUAAGGAAACGAAGAAGAAGAAAAACACAACGACCUUGGUGACCUCCGAAAGAAUGCUGGAAAGAGGCCGACCACGGCAUUCCAAAAGAAAACGAACGAACGAACGAACGAACGAACGAACGAACGAACGCAAGAAGAAAAUCUAGAGGGAGAGAAACAAAAAGAAAAUUCAAGGAAGACAAACUUUUUGAAAUAAAAAUACGACCGUGUUGGCUGGAACGUCCUUGCUCCAGGCUACGCAUUCUUGAACUUUUCUCUCUUUCUGCUGGGUUUUCGUCUCUUUCGACCGAAGCUUCGGGACCACAACAACCAGCCCACCAUAGUCCCGCAUGCCCAGCAAUCCACGACCGUCCUUCGCUCAUAAGAGGCAACGUGCAACGGUGGCCAGCCAUCAUUCGUUGGUAGACCAGCGUUCAGUCCACAUCCAGUUCCGACUCCCUACAAUUCCCUUUUCAAUUUCCACGUUGCCAGUCUCGUGCUACGAUUCUCUUUUCCUCGACGAUUCUCCCAACACUAAACCGGAAAAUGUCUCGCUGGUGUUGCUGCUGCUCUUUACUCGUUAUCGCCGCCUUGUUACUUGUGAAUCAACCACAACAAACUGAUGGUGCAGCUAUUCCUAUUUGGGAACUGCUCAAACACGAAGAAAAGAUGGGCCGUUUGUUCUACGUAUUUGUUCACCUGGUUGAACAAUAUUGCAAAACUUCAGACAUCCCCGAUUGCCCCAAGGUCUUGACGCUUUACGGUAUGUCGAAUUUGGUGAGCGAAAGCGAACAUUCGUUAGAUCUGAUGGAUCCUUACCAACGCGACGCCAAAACUAUCGUGUGGGAGAAGAUUAUGCGCGGUGAAUUCAAACUGCCAACCAAAUUGACUAGUGGGAAACCGAUGAAGACUCCAUCGAAAUCAUCUGCUGCCAUCAACAACAACGUCUACUCGUCGCCGUACGAGAUCCGUGUCCGUCCACCUGCCACCUUCAUCGCCCCACCUGUUGCUUCAUCAUCUCCCAGUGAUGAUAACCAACAGCCGGACCAAAAUAAACCAUCGUCUUCAUUAGAUCUUUCUGGCAACUCUGACGAAGACGAUACGUCAUCUAAGCUGACAAUUAUACGUUUUGGUCGCUCUUUAGCCACACCGUCGAAUAACGAUAAUUCACCUGUGCCUCUUCUCUCGGAAGAAGAAGCAGAAACCUUGAACCAGCUUUUCGCCUAAACUUGACAGGGUGUAUAUCUAAUACUUGUUAAUAAUUCUUAUUUGUUGCUUCGUGAGACUAUUUUUUUUUUUCGUGAAUUUGAAACUUCGUGUUACGUUACGUUUUUUCCCCAAAAGUAACGUAACAAUCGAUGUUGACAUUUCUAUCUAGUCAUUUUUCCUUUUUUGCGUUUUUGUGUCUUGUUUAUCUUUGUUAAUUAUAGAUAUUUGAAGUAAUUUGCAAAGGAUCGUGACUUACAUAACCUGUGUGUUUUUAUAUAGAAAUGUGUGUCCCAUCUUUAUGUCACAUCAACUGAAAUCCCAGAGGCUUUUUUCGUAAGUGUCUAUUAUUAUAUUCUAUUGUAUUUCUCCAAGAAACAAUUCCAUAUUGAAUGACAGCACUUGUUGUUCUCCACAUUCUGUUUGUUUCAUUCCAAACAAAGAGAAAUGUUUUGUUCCACCGGAUAGUUCUGUAAAUAAAAGACGAAAGACUUGUA